This is a messenger RNA of Scutellospora calospora, 683 nucleotides long. Lineage: Eukaryota; Fungi; Glomeromycota; Glomeromycetes; Diversisporales; Gigasporaceae. The record is from the annotation of a GenBank genome assembly.
AUGAUGCAACUGGAAUGUCUAGAGUUGCUGGACGUACUUACUGAAGAACAAACCACGAAAGCCUAUGAAACGAUGGAUGAGACCAUGAGAAACCUUAGUUUUGAUAACCCCCAAGGCUUGAAAUAUUUUUUAGAAGUAUUAAAAGAUGUUAGCCUGGAUAACAACUCGAAUGACGAUGACCAAGAAGAGGAGAUUAUAUACUUGCCCUCGUACGUUCAAUUGGCUCCACCUGUGAAAAAAAAGGUUCCGCCCCCAGUGCCUCCAGUAGUCCCAAGUCCAAAGGUACCUGAUAAGGAAGGGACCAGGGAAAUGUAUAACUGCGAACCCUGCUGUCAAAACGAAAUGAAGAUUAAUGAAGAAAUUGGAGUCGAAAAAGAACAAUCCAAAAACAAAGAAAACAAAGAUGAAACAUACCCCGCGCAUCUGAAAGACACCAAACUCGACGAACUUGGUUAUGAAGCCGAUAACGAAGACGAUAAUGCUGACCCUGGCGAAGUUGAUGUGGGAGGGACUAACGAAGAAGAAAGGGAAAUGGAUGAACUUACCGCCCGUAUAACCCAGGUAUCCAAAGUAAAAACCAAAACCCCGGAAGGAAAAGACGUAAAAAGUGAACCUAGAAUUAAAAGGAAAAGAAGAUUAAAGUCAGGGCAAGACAACACAGCUCGGAUUACAAACAAGAAGAC